Molecule: messenger RNA, 4944 nt
Organism: Sander lucioperca (pikeperch)
Lineage: Eukaryota; Metazoa; Chordata; Actinopteri; Perciformes; Percidae
Gene: elna
Product: elastin a
Exons: 51
Coding region: 247-3408 (1053 amino acids)
Molecular function (GO): extracellular matrix structural constituent
Source: RefSeq, a predicted model, not a curated record
GGCAGCUGCGUCUGUACUGUUGGCAGGAGUGACCAGAAUAAAAACAGCAACACCAGACAUAGAGGAGGAAAAAAGCGAAGUAAUCCAUUGAACCAGAGUCUUUGCCCUCUCUUAAUUACGUAAAGUCCCAUAUCUUUUCCCUUUUUCACUUUUUUUCCCCACUCUUUAAGACUUUGGGCUUGUUGUAAUUAGAUAGAAGAGAAUAAAACCAGCUGAUCGGGAGAGGGGUGUGCAUUUUGGAGCGAGAUGGCUAACAGAAACAUUCUGUUGCUCUUCUGUGGACUCUUCCUCUUAGCACUGAUUCAGCCCUCUCUUCAAGGAGGUGUGUAUGUACCACCUGGUGCUGGGAUUGGACCAGGAGGCACUGGACCAGGAAAUGGAUUCUUUCCAGGGUCUGCUGGAGGAGUCCCUGCAGGCUAUAAACCAGCUAAAGCUGCAGUAGGAGGUUAUGGAGGUGGAGGGCGUGGUGUGGGGCCAGGUGGUCUGGUGCCAGGAGGUGUUGGGCAUGGUGGCUUGGGCAAUGGAGGACUGGGAGCAGGACAAGGUGGAAAGCCCCCUAAACCAGGUUAUGGCAAUCUAGGAGUCAGUGGUCUUGGAGGUGGUGGCCUAGGAGCUGGGGGCUAUGGAGGAGGUGGUUAUGGUGGAGGCACUGGGGGCUUUUUCCCAGGAGCUGGACAGAAGGCUGCUAAAAGAGGUGCAGGAGGCCAUCUGCUACCACAUGGAGGGACUGGAGGAACAGGAACUGGAGCUGCCGUGCCUGCUGGAGUACCUGUUAUUCCUCAGACUGGCCUUCCAGGAGGGGGUGGUGCUGGUGCUGGAAAGAAAGCUGCCAAAGUGCCAGGUGUGGGUGUGCCUGGACUUUACCAAGGUGGACUGGUGCCAGGACAAGGGUUUGGUGGACGUGGCGUUCUGCCUGGGGUGGCCACAGGCACCGACCUUAAUCCCAAAUCAAUUGGAGGGGGGGGGCAAGGAGGUCAAGGACCAGCAGGCCGUGGGUAUGGUGGGCCAAUGCAGCCAGGAGUGUUCCACGGAUACCCCCUCAAAUCACCCAAAGUGCAAGGUGGCUAUGGAGCAAAACCUGGAGGUGGCAAACUACCUUUUGGUUACGGCUUUGGUAAUGGUGACGCUGGGUCAAGGCCUGGAUAUCCUGUAGGAACUGGAGUUGGGCCCGGGGGCAUCUCACCUGCUCAGGCUAAAGCUGCCAAAUAUGGAUUGGGUGGUGCUGGUGGUGCUGGCACCGGUGGACUUUAUCCAGGGCAGGUGCCAGGAGGAGUGGGGCCCAGCGGCAUCUCACCUGCUCAGGCAAAAGCUGCUAAAUAUGGAUUGGGUGGUGUUGGAGGUGUUGGAGGUGUUGGCGGUGUUGCUGGUACUGGUGGACUGUAUCCAGGGCAGGUGCCUGGAGGUGUUGGUGGAUAUGGCGUUGCUGGUGCUGGUGGUGUUGGUGGCUAUGGAGGUGUUGGUGGUGUUGGUGGCACUGGUGGACUGUAUCCAGGGCUGGUGCCAGGAGCGGGAUAUGGAGCUGGGUCCAAGGCUGCUAAAUAUGGGGUACCAGGAGGAGUACCAGGAGGAGUACCAGGAGGAGUUCCAGGAGGGGUUCCAGGAGGGGUUCCAGGAGGUGCACCAGUGGUUGGUGGAUAUUCACCAGCAGCCAAAGCCGCUAAAUAUGGUGUUGGUGGGUAUGGCGGUGCUGGUGCUGGAGGUGUUGGUGGUGUUGGUGGCACUGGUGGACUGUAUCCAGGGCUGGUGACAGGAGCAGGAUAUGGAGCUGGUUCCAAGGCUGCUAAAUAUGGGGUACCAGGAGGAGUACCAGGGGGUGUACCAGGAGGGGUACCAGGAGGAGUACCAGGAGGGGUUCCAGGAGGUGCACCAGUGGCUGGUGGAUAUUCACCAGCAGCCAAAGCCGCUAAAUAUGGAGCAGGGGGACUAGGAGCAACAGCAGGACUGGGAGGAACAGGACUGGGAGGAACAGGAGGACUGGGAGGUGGAGGAUACUCUGCUGCUGCUAAAGCUGCUAAAUAUGGUCCAGGUGGUACAGGAGUAGUUCCAAGUGGUGGUGCAGGUGGAGGAGGAGUACCUGGAAGAGUCCCAUUUUUUCCAGGAUAUGGAUCUUUGGCGGCUGGUGCUAAACCUCCUAAAUAUGGAGUCCCAGGAACAGGCCUAGGAGGAGGCGGAGUUCCAGGGGGAGCAGGACAGGUACUUCCUGGUGGUGCCGGCUAUGGUGGUUAUGGAGCUGGUGCUGGAGUGAAACCCCCAAAAUAUGGAGUUUCAGGAGGAGCUGGAGCAGGGUUAGGAAUAGGUGGACUGGGAGGGGCAGGAGUACCUGGUGCAGUACCAGGACUAGGAGGUGGACAAUACUCUGCUGCAGCAAAAGCUGCUAAAUACGGAGUUUCAGGAGGAGCUGGAGCAGGGUUAGGAACAGGAGGACUUGGAGGAGCAGGAGGAUUUCCUGGUGCAGGACUAGGAGGUGGACAAUACUCUGCUGCUGCAAAAGCUGCUAAAUACGGAGGAGCUGGAGCAGGGUUAGGAACAGGAGGACUGGGAGGGACAGGAGGGACAGGAGGGACAGGAGGAACUGGAGGAGUUGUACCUGCAGGGGUUGGGGCUGAAGGAUAUCCGGGUGGUGUAAAACCACCAAAAUAUGGAGGCGUCACUGGAGUAGGACUUGACGUGCCAGGAGCUACUCCAGGUACAGGUGUCAGUGGUAUCCCAGAUGGUUCUGCUGUUUUGGUGCCAGCAAAGGAUGCAGGUCCUGCUGGAACUCCUCAACCAGAGCCAACGCCUAUUGCUGCAAUUGGCCAGACCGCAGAGGUCCCACGGCCCAGUGUGAAAACAAAUGUUUCUGGUGGAAUUAUUCAGCCUAGUGGUAAAGGUAUUGCAGUACCCUCUGGUGGUGUUGGUGUUGGCACAGGUGGCAAAGCACCUAAACCAUUCUUACCAGGUACAGGAGCAGGUGUUGCUCCAGCCGGAGGUGGAUAUCCCUAUGGUGGAACCUAUGGAGCUGUGGGUGGAGCAGGAGGAGGAGCAGGAAUCCCACUGGCAGCAGGAGGUUAUCAAGGGGGAUACAGGCCAUAUCAUCAUGGUUAUGGCCAUGGUGGGUUGGCGUAUCCCUCUGCAGGUGGACUGGGAGGUGCUGGUGCUGGAGCUAAACCACCCAAACCAGGCUACGGCAAUCUUGGAGGUGGCAGUGUACAUCAGCAAGGUGUGGCUCCUGUGGUUCCUGGUUAUGGAGGAGGUUACCCCCAACAGUACUACCAAGGUGGAUAUGUACCAGCCCCACUGACUCCUCAACAAGCCAAAGCAGCCAAGUACGGUCCAUUGCAGGGCUUCCUUGGUGGUGCAGGAGGAGGAGGAGUCUACAGAGGUGGAGUUGCAGGAUGCGUGGGCAAAUACUGUGGGAGGAGGAAGUAGAGCCCACCAGUGUGACCUCAAGAAACCAUGGUGCUACUGCAUGAUCUAGAAUGUACAUUUUAUAUGUAAACAAACCCCAUUAGAAAACAUGUAAAGAUGUUUUUUUUGUUUUGUUUUUACUUACUGGACUUCAGCGUCUGACUUUAUAAAAACCCACCGACCCAGAAUUUUGUACACUCUCUGAUGAGACGUAUGUUAUUGAUAGUGCCUUUUAUCAAUAAUGUGGUCAAGUUAAUUAGCUUUAACUCCCUGUACUGCACCAGCCUACUUAAAAUAUAGAGAGUGUGUUUGUGUCACCAUGUGUUGUUCUUGUGCAUCAAUGUGUGUGUGUGUGUGUGUGUGUGUGUGUGUGUGUGUUUUGUUUUAUGGUUGUACUGUUGUGCGAAAGACUGACUGAACCAUCGGCUGCCAAUGUGACCUAUGAAUGAUUUCCCUUUCGGUUUUAAUCCUAAAGCAAGGUGAACUGUCCUCAUUGUUACAACCCACACUGUCUCACUUCGCUGUGCAGACCUUUUCAUCUCUCUGACAUGUCAGAGGGGUUGGGUUGGUCGAGGCUCGUCCAAAAACUGAUGAAAUCUGGCCAAUCUCUGCAUCGUCUCUGGCUCCCCGUCUUCUCUGCUGCUAUUUUUAGGCGUGCUGGGUAUAUAGCAGCAGGAAUCGGGGCUCCGGCCAACCCAUCUGCUGUCAGUAACUUUGCUGAUUCUAGUUGCUAUGCAGUUCAGUUUUCGCAGCAUUUUUAAUGUUGCCAAACAUUGAAUUGAAUUGAAUUGAAGAGCAGUUUCUGCUCUGAGAAACGACAUGCUGAAGACAAUCAAAACGUGUUUGAUUCAUUACAAGAUGUUUAAAAACAUGAGGAAAGCAGUGUUGCCUUUUCGUUCCAAGUAGAUUAAAGUGUAACUCAGAUACUAGUCUGGCAUGUACAUUAUGUAUGUGUGAAUGUUUUAUUCACACAUAAUUAUGUGUCUGAAAUUGAGCACUUCAAAUGUUUAGUCAUUGCAGCAGUUAUUUACAUUUAUGUAACUUGUCAUUACAUGAUUAUUCAAGAUGUUUUGCACCAUGCUUUGACUCAUAGCUUCAUUGUUAUCAGGAAUGUGUGAACAUAAAACGCAUUUAUUCACUGUUUAGAAUUGUAAUACAGAAUAAGACUUUGUUUGAUGGGAGAGCUGAAGUGUUAAUGUGAGGCAUAAGCUCCCAUUGUUCUUCAUUUACUUGAGCUGCUUUUAAAAAGGCUUACUGACCAAAGGUUCAUCAGCGCUGUUGCCAAGUGACUCCAUCUCUUUCUGUAAUUGUGUACUGUAUUUUGUACUAAUUUGAUAUUUGCUGGCUUCGGUUCCUUCACUCGGUGCUGUGCAAGAACUGUCUUUGAGCCUGGGUCAGACCUUGUCUUAUGUGCCGUGGGAUACUCUUCAUCUUUAUUUAAAACUGUUUUUAUAAGGAGGAACAGUGUGGUUUUGCACUUUUUAUAUUUCCACGACACACAUGUGACUUGUUCCAGCAUUUAUUUACUUCAUCAAAUAACAAAAUAAAAUGUGUUAA